GGCCCUUCUGGCGGGUUGCGGCUGGGUUUUCCCGCUUCCCUAGCUAAGGAGGCUGGUGGUACCGCCGGGGCCUGCUCGGAUCUUGUGCCUCCCUCGCGGGUGGGGAGAGCACCUUCCCCGCUUUCUCCUGACCCAGCCCGUGGCGCCGGAGGCAUCUCGCUGGGUCAGCAGCGAGGGAGAGAAUGGGGGGAGGGAAAAUGCCUUAUAAGAAGACUGCUGGAAAAAGAGCCCCUGCAAAAAGGAAACUUGCUGAAGUGUUUGCUCUGGGGGAGGUUCUAGCAGAUACAUCAAGAAAAGAAUGGAAAUUAGGUAUCCCUAUAGGGCAAGGAGGCUUUGGACGGCUAUAUCUUGCUGAUGUUAAUUCUUCAAAGUCAGUUGGCGGUGACGCACCUUAUGUUGCAAAAGUGGAACCCAGCCAGAAUGGACCUCUUUUUACUGAGUUAAAGUUCUACAUGCGAGCUGCUAAGCCAGAUGAAAUUCAGAAGUGGACUAAGUCCCAUAGACUGAAAUACCUAGGUGUACCAAGAUACUGGGGUUCUGGCUUGCAUGAAAAAAAUGGAAACAGUUAUCGAUUUAUGAUUAUGGACAGAUUUGGCAGAGAUCUACAGAAGAUGUAUGAAGAGAAUGCAAAGCGAUUUUCCCAUAAAACUGUGCUACAAUUAGGCCUGAGAAUACUUGAUAUUCUGGAAUACGUCCAUGAGCAUGAAUAUGUGCAUGGAGACAUCAAGGCCUCAAACCUUCUUCUGAGUUACAAGAACCCUAAUCAGGUGUACUUGGUGGAUUAUGGACUUGCCUACCGAUACUGUCCUGAAGGAGUCCACAAAGUAUAUAAAGAAGAUCCUAAAAGGUGUCAUGAUGGAACUAUUGAAUAUACCAGUAUUGAUGCACACAAGGGUGUGGCACCAUCGAGACGUGGUGAUCUGGAGAUUUUGGGUUACUGUAUGAUUCAUUGGCUUAGCGGCCAUCUACCAUGGGAGGAUAAUUUGAAAGAUCCAAAUUUUGUCAGAGAUUCCAAAAUCAGAUGUAGAGAUGAUAUUUCAGUUUUGAUGGACAAAUGCUUUCCUGGGAAAAAUAAACCAGAUGAAAUAGCCAAAUAUAUGGAAAAGGUGAAGCUACUGAGCUAUGAAGAGAAGCCUGUUUAUCAGCAUUUCCGAGAAAUACUUCUGCAAGGUCUUAAGGCCAUUGGGCAAAAAGAUGAUGGAGUACUUGACUUGGGCUUGUCAGAGAAUGGAGACUUGCAAACAAAUCCCAUGCAAAAGAAAAAAAGAAAAGUAGCAGCUGCAGCCAGUGAGAGCACUGAAGCAGAAAUGGAAGCUACAGGAAGUCCAGAAGAAAAGAAACCUACUUCUUCUAUCUUGUCUUUUUUUGUUGUUUGAAUUGCAGAUGCAGUAGCUACCAGAAGCCGGAAGAUGACCUCACCAAAAGCCAAGAAAGGCACAGCAACCAGAAGGAGAGUCCAGAAGUAAAUUAUAGAUGGAGCAACAAAUUAAGUUACUCUUUAGCUUAUCUCUGGGUUGUCUUUUUUAUCAGUUACCGUAGCACUGGAAUCUAAUUCUUUCCUUUUAAAGUGAUGAAUCCUAAAAACAUGAACUGUUGUUUGUACCUUUUUUGAAGAAUAGAUGUUUUAUUAAAAUAUUUGCAUAAUUUAUGAAUACUUAAAUACUAAUGCAAAAUUUUGCCAACUUUAAAGUGAGGAUGUGUUUUCUUUAUAUACACAAAUUCAUAACUUAAAGACAAACUAGAGUGCUUUUUUUCUGCUUUUUAAUGUAGAAAUAAAGCUUGAUUUACUUUCGUUGUGGGUACUUUAUAAAGAACAGUGGUGUUGCAUCUGAUUUCUUCUAAUUUUGAGUGAGUCAUAUUGAGGGUCAUUUAGAUGUACACCAGGAUAAAGUCUGAAAUGGUAGAGACACCUUUUAAAUAUUUUUCAAGUGGUUGAAUUAAAAAAAGAGAACGUAAGACAAAAAUCACAUCCUUGCAUUCUAGUUUGUUACAAAAUAUGUUUAAACAAUUAUUUGGAUAACUGGUAGUGAAUUUAUUAUAUUUUUUUUCAUAGUAUUUGUGUUUGUGUCACUUUUCCAAUUAUUCAGAUUUUCUCUGGAAAGGAGGAGACCAGAAUUUCAGACAUAGGGCCCAGGGCAAAGAAAAGAACAAACCAAAACCCAAAGCCCAUUCUCAGCCACCCCCUCACGUUUUCUUCUUAUGUUAGUGAAAAGUUGUAAUUAAUAAUAACUUUGUAAAGUGUCUAGUUCCGGUGAAAGCUUGACUCACAUGUGCUUCUCAUAACAAAAUAAUGGCUUACCUUUUUUUAAUAGUUGAGAAGCAUGUAACCUUCCAAAACCUUUCUUAAAAGUACUUCCUUGCCUGUCUUUGAGUCUUGUUUUCAGAGUUGUAAGUCAAAAAAUGCAGUAUUUAAUUUUGGUGUGAAAUACCACUACUUUACAUUUAGAUACUGCAAAAAAAAAUAUUGUUAGGGCAUGAACAUAAUUCUUAUCAGGGAGCCUGCUUUGUGAAGUUCGGCAAACCAAAAUGAAUCCACAUGAGCCAGUGGGUGGUGUAUUUGUGUGGAUGUCCAGUGCUCUGCUUGCUUGAUUUUAUGUCUGAGUUGCUACUGAAAUAAAUACGUUGUAGCAUAAAAUGUUGAAUGAAUGAUGAGGUUAUGUUUUGAAAACAAGGGAAUCCAUUGUUUUGAAAUAAAACUGGAAUAACAUAUUUAAAAGGUCUACUGCCUUCUUUCUUCUCUGACUGCUAUAGACUCAAUUAGCAAAGUGUGGCUGAUGGCUUUAAGCAUAGCAUUCUUUUCGUUUCAGAUGUAAAAAUAGGACUGCUAAAGCCUCUCAUUUUUAAAACUCCUGAAACUAUCUUUUUAAUUACUUCAUUUAAUCAUUUUGUUCAAAAAGUGUGUUACAGUAUUCUGAAGAACUGUUGUCAGGAAAGCAUGUUGUAUUCUCUUGCUGUCUUGCAUACUCAAAGUUAAUGUCAUUCUUUUGUACUUUAGUUAUUUGACAUUUUAAUUUUUUUAGUAACUUAUUUACCAGUAAACUUUCUCUCUUUGCUUUUGAA
Molecule: messenger RNA, 3060 nt
Organism: Falco peregrinus (peregrine falcon)
Lineage: Eukaryota; Metazoa; Chordata; Aves; Falconiformes; Falconidae
Gene: VRK1
Product: VRK serine/threonine kinase 1
Exons: 13
Coding region: 183-1376 (397 amino acids)
Biological process (GO): signal transduction; peptidyl-serine phosphorylation
Cellular component (GO): cytoplasm; nucleus
Molecular function (GO): ATP binding; protein serine/threonine kinase activity
Source: RefSeq, a predicted model, not a curated record